Molecule: messenger RNA, 2216 nt
Organism: Drosophila eugracilis
Lineage: Eukaryota; Metazoa; Arthropoda; Insecta; Diptera; Drosophilidae
Product: protein SPT2 homolog
Exons: 4
Coding region: 246-1994 (582 amino acids)
Biological process (GO): regulation of DNA-templated transcription; nucleosome assembly
Cellular component (GO): nucleolus
Molecular function (GO): histone binding; DNA binding
Source: RefSeq, a predicted model, not a curated record
CGAUGUGAUGUGAAUGUAACGCUAGUGAUAUAAAUACAAUGUAAAAUAAUAAUGCAGUACUAAUCCUGUUCAAUAUCCAACUGAGUAGACAUGGAACGAAUUUUAGCAUAGAGGGAAAGUGCCGGAUUUUUUAGUACAUAAUACGGGACAGUCAAGAACAGUCAGGUUGGGGGCAGAGCAGUCGCAUUUCAACAUCUGGUAACAUUGGAUCGACACGAAAAGACGACACGGAUACGGAUCACAAAAUGGAUUUUGGGGCCCUGCUGCACUACGCCAAAAAGAAGAACGAUGCGGCCACCAAGGACGAGGGCCCGGGACAGGGCAAAUACUAUAGCACAAAAUAUGCGCCACCCAAAAAAGAGUCCAAGGAGUCCAAACAGCUGUCAAGCAAUAUCCAGAAGUUUCUUCGAAAGAAGGAGGCCGAGGAGGCGGAAAAGAAGCGCGAGGAGCGCCAGAAACUCAACGAGCUGUUGGCCAAAAGGGACGAAAAAUCAAAAAACAAGAUCCGUAAAAUGCUCAAGGUCACCAAGUCGGCCAACAAGUCCGUUAUGGAGGAUGCCAAGGAUGGCGAUGGAGCCGUUAAUGGUCACGAGGCGGGGGAAGGGCAGGGCGACGAUUAUGGAUAUGUGUCUAAUGAGGCGAAUGCCUUCUACGAAAAGUACAUUGAGAAGGUGCGGGAUGUGCAGGAGGACAAGGGGUUUGCUCCCAGUAGACCACAAUCCCUACGAGAUCUUUCCGGGACCAAGGAGCGCGUAAAAGCAGCCAUCACUAGGGAAAAGGAGGAGGCUAAGUCUCACACACGGCAGAGAAACACUAGUACACCUGCAACCAGCGCCUCCAAGUCAAAGGAUCCCAACGUUGCCCGUUCAUAUAGCACAUCCAAAACGCUUUACGAUCCGGAAGCGGAGAAACGCGAGGAGGAGCGUAAGAAGCGGCAGGAGGAGGAGUCGCGAAAGGCCAAGUUAAAGCGAACUGCUCAACCACCGCCAAUGGACUUCCAAGCUCUUCUCCGUCUCGCUGAAAAGAAACAACACGAACCCGUGAUCUUUGAGCCUGAAAAGAAAAAGGAGCCGGAGCGUUUAUUAUCCGCCCGUGAGAAACGUGAAAUGGAGGAACGCCAGCGACAAAAGGAGCAGCGCGCACAGCGCGACAAGAUGCGGGAAAGUGAAGGCAAGGAGACUCCAAAAACUAAUACCAAUCGUAUGGAGCCGAACGGACGCAUACCCAAGCUCAAUCAAGCCAAGCCAGCGAAUCCACCAAGUGAAAGCUUCAAAAAACCCCUGGCCCCACCGCCAGCGAAAGCCAGCUCAAGUUCACACAGUUCCUCUAGUUCCAAUUCCCAUUCCUCUACUAGCCGUAAUCCUGCCUCAAGUAUAAAACCAGCUGGUAAGUCAACUCCAUUACCCGCCAAACCAGGAGCAAAUGCAUUGGCGGCGGUGAAAUCUAGCUCCAGUUCAAACAGGGAGGCCCCCUCAAAGAACCCUUAUGCGGCGGCCAACAAAAACGGAGCUGUUAGAGAGUUUCCACCCAGGGAUCGGCCUUCCAUCCCAUCAAAAGAUCGUCCAGCUGCUCCGGCGCCUGGCAAAACGAGACAAUUUCCACCCGCGGAUGUACAGAGAUCAUCAGGCGGCAGGCAGUUCCCGCCUGCAGAUGUCAAGAGACGGAAACCUCAAGAACAGCCAAGUAACAAAAGACGCAUUUACGACGACGAUGAUGAAGACGAGUACGAUUCUGAGUUGGACGACUUCAUUGAUGAUGGCGACUGCGAGGAGGAUAUUUCUUCACACAUCCGCGACAUCUUUGGCUAUGAUAAGCGGCGUUAUCGCGAAAUGGAUGAUGAUGAUCGAGGAAUGGAGUCCAGCUUUGCGCAGAUGCAGCGGGAGGAGUUCAUAAGCAAGAAGUUGGGAAUGCAAGAGGAUCUCGAGGAUAUGCGCAUGGAGGCGGCUCAUAAAAAGCAAAAAAUGGCCAAGAAGAAGGGCAGACGUAUAGAUUAGAGGAGCCCAUCGUGAAAAUCUCAAAAUACCUUAAUCCUCCUCUACGGUGUUGUCUUAUCGAGCGUAUGACCAAACGUCGACCGAUGCUGAUUCCAGAAGCUGUGCCUGUUGUGUUUUUAUAUAUCUGAAUACAUUGUUUAAUUAAUUUUGUGCCCUAGUUUAGUAUAAGCCCCAAGCACACACGCCAUCUACAAAUACAUAUACAAGGUAUGUGCGCCUAAA